AUGUCGGCAAUAGCCCAUCUCAAUCAAAAUUUGAGGGCACUCUGUAGAGAAGCUCGCCUGAAAGAAGCUUUGCACAUUCUUCUUACCACCCAUAAUGCUCCUGUAGACAUUUCUACGUAUACCCAGCUGCUGUACCUCUGCGUUGUCAAGAAAGCGCUUUCAGAGGGAAAGCAAAUCCACUCUCACAUCAAUCACACUUCUUUGUCAUUCACACCGCAUGCAUUUUUACAAAACACACUCAUCAACAUGUACGAUAAAUGCGGAAGUUUGGCGGAUGCUCGACGAGUUUUCAACCAAAUCACCCAACCAGACGUCUUCUCAUGGAAUGUGAUAAUUGCAGCUCACAGAAGACAUGGGUUUCCUCAACAGGCAUUAAUUCUGUUUCACCAGAUGCAAACAACAGCUGUCCAAUCUGAUCAAUUCACCUUCUCUGCUAUUCUCCCUGUUUGCGCAGAGUUGGCAUCUCUUAAACAUGGUUUGCAGAUCCAUGGAAAGAUCGCUAGGUUUAGACUUCAAUUUAAUGUUAUUGUUAUGAAUACUGUGAUAGAUAUGUACGUGAAAUGUGGAAGCCUGAAGAAAGCACGCGAUUUGUUUGACAAAAUGAAUGAGGUAGAUGUUGUAUCGUGGAAUGCUAUGAUUACAGGGUAUACACAAAAUGGUGAUUUUGAUGAGGCUUCCAAGCUUUUCAGAGAAAUGUCUGGACGGAACGUCGUCUCAUGGACUGCCAUGAUUACGGGAUACGUACAAAACGGGCUUGUUGGGAAAGCCUUGGAGAUGUUUAAGCAAAUGCAACUGUCUGGUAAAAAGCCAAACGCCACAACCUUGGCAAGCAUCCUCCCAGCGUGCGCCCAGACGGGAGCUUUGGGACAGGGUAUGGAGAUCAAUCAGAAGAUAAUCGAAAGUGGGUUUUUGUCUGACGCUGUAAUUGCAAAUGCCCUCAUGGAUAUCCAUGCAGGUCUGGUGGACAAUGGCUGUAAUUACUUCAAGUCUGUGAGUGACUUUUAUUGCAUUACUCCUACAAUGGAACAUUAUGUAUGUGUGGUUGACCUCCUUGCACGUGCUGGCCAUCUUGAUGAAGCUCUGAAUUUUACCAUCAAAAUGCCAGUAAAACCUAAUGUGACUGUGUGGAAAUGCUUGCUUAGCACUUGUAGGUCGCAUAGGAAUAUAAGGCUAGGGAAACUUGUGGCAACACUUCUCAUUGAGUUAGAUCCUACAAAUGCUGCACCUUACGUUCUUCUGUCAAACUUAUAUGCAACAGCAGGCAUGUGGACUGAGGUUCAAAAGCUAAGGCAAUUGAUGAAAUAUAGAAGAAUAAAAAAGAUACCAGGAUGUAGUUGGAUUUAA
Cryptomeria japonica (Japanese cedar) is the source of this 1344-nucleotide messenger RNA. Its product is annotated as pentatricopeptide repeat-containing protein At5g13270, chloroplastic. Gene Ontology annotation, biological process: RNA modification. The transcript has 2 exons. Gene Ontology annotation, molecular function: protein binding; RNA binding. Lineage: Eukaryota; Viridiplantae; Streptophyta; Pinopsida; Cupressales; Cupressaceae. The record is from RefSeq and is a predicted model, not a curated record. The coding region runs from base 1 to 1344 and encodes 447 amino acids.